Molecule: messenger RNA, 6333 nt
Organism: Seriola aureovittata
Lineage: Eukaryota; Metazoa; Chordata; Actinopteri; Carangiformes; Carangidae
Gene: myo15b
Product: myosin XVB
Exons: 46
Coding region: 216-5591 (1791 amino acids)
Cellular component (GO): cytoskeleton
Molecular function (GO): protein binding
Source: RefSeq, a predicted model, not a curated record
UCUUUGAUGUGGACUAUGUGUCAGCCCAGCUGAGGCAUGCUGGGACCCUGGAGACCAUCCACAUCAGGAAAGAGGGUUUCCCCAUACGGAUUCAAUACUCCUACUUCAUCGAGAGGUAUGGGGUUCUGCUGACCCAGAGGUUGAGUGAGGUGUCGGACAGAGAGCAGACGGUGGCUCUGCUGGAGACGGUCGGUGCAGAGGAGGGACACUACCAGAUGGGCCUCACCAAGGUGUUCCUCAAGGAGCUUCUGUACCAGCAGCUGGAGGAGAAGUGGAGCAGCACUCAGACCUGGGCUGCCGUCACCAUCCAGAGGAACAUCAGGGGCUUCCUGUGCAGGAGGAACUUCAGGUUUUUCAAACAGAAAGCCAUCGUCAUCCAGAGCCACAUCCGAGGACACCAGGCCAGGAAGUACUACAAGCGUCUGAAGCAGUCCUUCACCCAGUUCUGGGCGGUGAUGCUCGUCACCAGAGACACCAUCAAGAGACGCCAUUGGAGGAAGGACUUUCACGAGAGGAUCAAAGUAAAAACUGUGACAAAGACCAAGUCUGUCUCUACGGGAAUGGAUGUGGGGAUGCUGGAGAUCCCUGCUGAGCUGUCAGCCAGACUCCGCAGUGCAGCAGGGCGGCAGCAUCCGUCAGGGGUCACAGAGGCCGCACCUCCACAGGUGAAGGCGGAGCACAAGCUCACCCUGCCUCUGGAUAUAGACAGAUACCCGUUCUCUCGUUAUGCCAAGUCUGUAUUACAUGAUACAUGGUGCCAGCCUCAGGGAUACCCCCUCCAGAGACCCCUCACCUCUCUGGAGCCUGAAGAUGCCAGAACUGCCCUGGACCUUUACAAACUGAUCAUGAGGUUUACAGGUGAGUCAGACCUCAGCAGCUGGAAGGAGCAGAUGUUGGGUAACUACAUAGUUGAGAAAGGCCAGAGCCGGCCCCCUCUGAGGGACGAGAUCCUGGCCCAGCUGGUUUACCACAUGUGGGGUCUGCAGGAGGAGCAGGACAGCCUGAGGGGCUGGCUGCUGCUGACCUGUUGCCUCAGUGCCUUCACCCCCUCACCAACACUGGACAAACCGCUGCUCAAGUAUGUGUCUGACCACGGUCCAGGGGAGUACCGCUCACUGUGCCAACACAAACUGCUGACAUCUCUGCAGCUCCCAGCUCCCACUGCCCGCAUCUACCCCCCCACCCAGCUGGAGUGGACUGCCAGUCAGAGGAAGGGCACCAUGCUGCUGGACGUACACACCUUCAAUGAUGAGAAGCUAACGACUGAAGUGGAGUCAUGGACCACUGGAGAGCAGCUGGCCUCAUGGCUUCUCCACUCCAGAGGUGUGUCGGAGGCGGUGCAGGGCUGGUCCAUGUCUCUUCUGACAGAUGAAGGCUGGUCGGAUCUGACUGGUUCAGACUUUGUCAUGGAUCUUCUGGCUGGAGCAGAAGCUGAAGUGCUGCCUCCACCAGGAACGCCCUCCUCUACAAACUCUGACUACCUGUUCAGCAGCCACGGAGACAGGAUGCCAGCUACAGAUAUGGAUGACUUCAUCCCGCCUGCACCUCCAGUCCAAGCUCCUGGGCUGCCUCCUUUUGAGGGAAACCCAUGGAGAAUAGAUUAUCCACAGGAAGGGCGUGGUCGACAGAUGGACGCCUACGUUGACGACUUGUUUGAUCCCGUACUCGACCAAGGCCCUCCGGACAUGGACAGAGUGGCCAUGCUAAACCGCAGGAUGAGAGGAGGAGGAGGGAUUGGACCCAUGCAGCCUGGCAUGUAUGGAGCUGGUGUGCCUAUGACAAUGCCAAGCUAUCCUAUGGGAAUGCCAGUUAACCCUUCAAUGCCCAGCUAUGGUGCAGCUCCCAUGAUGCCAACCAUGACAGCCAUGCCAACCAUGCCAGCCAUGAUGAUGGGUCAGACUGCCAUGUCUGCUCCUCCUGCCUCUGACCCCAUGCAGUCAUCAGCAACACAGCAGGCCCUCAUCAACCAGCAGGCUUUACUUAUGGCGCAGCAGAUGACCCUGCAGGCAAUGAAUCUGUCCCAGCAGCAGAUUCAGGAGCAACAGAAGAAGCAGGAGCAGCAGCUGAAGAAGGAGGAGCAGCAGCUGAAGAAGGAGGAGCAGAGAAAGAAGGAGCAGGAGAGGAAGCAGCAGCAGCAGGAGGAGGAGGAGGAGGAGAGGAGGCAGCGAAGACGACAGUCCAGUCGGCGCUCCAGGGAGCGCUCUCGUUCACCCUCCCCUCGAGCUCCCUCACCUCCACCUCCCCCACCCAAAACACCUGCAUCUAAAUUUACUUCCAACUACAGGCAGCCUGAGCCAGAGCCUGAGAGAGAAGUGGACUUACCAGAUCCAGAUGACCUGCAGUCUUUCCGUGACAAGAGGGCGUACUUCCAAAAGAUCGGCGCUCAGCCCAACAGUGAAAUCAAACCCCAAAAGCCUCGGCGGCUGCCCCCCUCCAACCCGCCCAGACAGCAGCAACGCUCCCCGCCAUUAUCUCCUCCAUCACCCCCACCUACAAAAUCCAAACCUAAAGUGAAGCCUGCCCAUGACCCUCCUGCCAGGGAAGCAAACCCCCCGAAACCAAAACCUAAACCUAUCAAGCCUGAGGUGGAACCCACCUCCAACAUCCGAGAAAUCAUCAAACAGUAUAACAACCGACCACAACCAGACCCCAAACCCUUUGAGCCUGUCAGACAUCCUGUAAAGCACUUCGUAAAGAGGAGUGACCCCAAAGAGGAAGCUCUGGCUAAACUCAAAGACAAAGCACCAGUGUCAAAUCACAAGAAGAAGUGGGUGCCUCCUCCAGCGCCCGGGAAGCCUGAGAGGGACCAGUCUCCUCUCAGUUCCCCUCCGUCUUCACCUCCCUCCACCGGGUGCCCACGCGUCAUCUCCAGCAACAUGAAGCAGAAGCAGCGCUCCCUGGAAGACCUGUUCGGCUCGCAGCGCUCCAACCAGCCUCCGCCCGCUCCCCCCGACUCCCCACCGCCUCCUCUACACCUAGCACCCAACCUGCAGGAGAUCCCUGACCCACCACCCAUGGCCGCCCCAUCUCUCAUACCUGAAGCUGUGAUGCUGCCAGAGGAGGACGGCAUUCGCUCCAUGCUCCAGCGCUUUUCUGCUGGGGUCUACUUCUCUCACUCCAACAUGCCGGGAAAAGUGUUCAUGCGAAAAGAAGUGUUUUAUCCCAGAGAGAUGUUCAACCAGCCUUACAUCCUCAACCUGCUGUGUGAACAGAUCAUGAGGGACACAUACUCCGACGGCUGUGUGAGGAUCAGCAGAGAGGAGAGGAGGAAGAUGAAGGAUCUGCUGGCCAAUUUCAGUGUGGGAACGACUAUAAGCACCAUCCAGGAUGACCUCAUGAAGAAGAGGAUUGUCAUGGCCGCUCGAGACAACUGGGAAAACUACUUCAGUCGACUGUUCCCUGUGAAGGCGGACGGCGGGGAUGCUCAGGUGCUGGGUGUCUCUCAUCGUGGGAUUCAUCUCUUGAAGGUCAUCAGAGCUUCAGGCAUCAUCCCCAAACAUCUCCGUCUGCUGAGAGGCUACAGUUUUGCAGAGUUGCUGUCGGUCGACCUCCAGGGUUCAGACCGAGUGGAGCUGGAACUGAAGAGUGAGAACCUGGUGCUGCAGUCCGCCAGAGCCCCUCAGAUCACCGCCAUGAUCCGACUGUUCCUUCAGGAGCUCAUCAAGGACUCUGGCCAUGUCGUUGCCCUGAAGAGUUUUGUGACAGAUGACAAGAGUUUGCUCAGUUUCAGCAGAGGUGACAUCAUCAAACUGCUGCCAAUGGAAGGACUCCAGACAGGCUGGCGUUUCGGUUCCAUGGGAGGGCGCUCUGGUCUUUUCCCAGAAGAAGUCACUCAGCCAUCUGCGGCCCCGGACUACCACUGCUUCCACCUUGACCGAAGAGAUGAUAGGAGGAAAAGCAUGAGGGGUGCUACACCUGUCAGUCCGCCCAAAGGCCACCCAUCUCCAGGUCCCGUCAGCAGACGCAACGACAGGGCUGAUUCGAAGCGGCCCAGCAGAGAGGCCUUGCCCCAGGGUUUGGGACAGGGAUUGGUGUCAGGAUCAGCACGCAGCUCAAUUCAGGGCUCAGUACUUGACAUGGAGAUCCUCUCAGCCAUGGCUAAGUUUGCCAUGAAGUACUUUAGAGUGGGGGGUACAGGUCUGCCGGCCAGUGGAAGGAACUUUUCAGAGGUGGUUCAACACACACAGGUCCCCAUACAGGAGUCCCUCAUCCUCUACAAUGAUCCUGAAAUCAAUGAUUUAUCCGUCCAGUGCUUCACGAACUUGAUGCAGUUCAUGGGUGACAUACCAAUGAAGAAGAAUAACAACCAGUCAAACUGCCUGAGCCAUAUCUUACUGCUAGGGAAGGAGAAGGAGCUGCUGAGAGAUGAAAUCUACUGCCAGGUCAUCAGGCAGACCACCAACAACCCGACCAAAUCCAGCUGUACCCUCGGCUGGCGGCUGCUCAGCCUGAUGACCGGGUUCUUCUCCUGCUCUGGUACUCUUCAGCCGUACGUCACACAUCAUCUACACUCCAUCUCUCAGGACUACGAGCACCCAUACCAAGAGCUGGCACGCUUGUGUCAGGAUAACCUCCAGCGAACUCUCAGUUUUGGCGGUCGCCGUAGCCUCCCGUCAGAUAUCGAGAUGGAAGCCAUUCUGGCUGGCAAAAACUUUCGCCGUACUCCUCUCCAGCUGCCAGGAGGCGUAGACUUCGCCAUCAAGAUACGCAGCUUCACUAUGGCAGCAGAUGCGGCAGCAGACAUCUGUAAAAACAUGGGUCUCUCAGAACCCGCAGAGAUCAAAGAGUUCGUCAUCCUCGCCAUUAGACUCAAAGGCGGGUUGGUGCGCCCCCUCCAUCCUGAGGAGUAUCUGUUCGACUUCCUGCUGGACGACAACUCCAUGUUCUUGUCUCUGAGGAGAGUGAUGUGGAGGAGCCCCCUGUCCUUCAGGAGCGACCUCUACCUGGAGUUCCACUACCAGCAGCUCCUGAGUGACUACCUGAGUUGGCGGCUGAUGGUUCCUCUGGCUGCAGAUGGUUCUCCAUCAGUCCAGCACAUAGCAGAGCUAACAGCUCUGCAGCAUCUGGCUCAGGGACAAGGGAACCCCCCCUCACUGCCAGAGGUGAAGGAGUACCUGCCCUCACAGGACAGGGUCAGCAUUAAAGCUGAGGAGAUCCAUUCACUGUGUCUGCGUCAAAUACUCACCCUGCAGUCCCUCAGUCCUCAGGACGCCAAGAUACGACUCAUCAAGUUCAUGAGCACGCUGCCUUUGUUUGGCUCCAACACUUUCUUGGCCCAGAAGGUCAGCCUGCGUGGCUGUCCCUCCCCCUGCGUGGUCAGCAUGGGCCCUGAGGGAGUGCUGUUCAUUAACCCUAAAACACAGGAGCACGUGUUUCUGAUUCCUCUGGCAGAUGUGCAGUCCAUGAAAACCAUCCGCGCCAAGAAACAGGGCAAAAUGCCAUCAGUCGACAUCAAUUACGGCAGUCCAGCUCGGCCCGCAAAAGUCACCAUUCAUCUCAAACAGGUGAAAGAGUUGUGCCACAUCCUCGCUCUGAUAAUGGAAGAGUUGAUUGGGCCACCAGCCAGCAGCUCUGUUUCCAGUAACCUGUAGAGACACACACACACACACACACACACACACACACACACACACACACACACACACACACACACACACACACACACACACACACACACAGACACUUGCACAGUGUGUGAGUUUUUGUUAAUCACUGUCUUCUGUCACUGACUUUAUUUUUAUGUACUUUUUUUGUUAAUUUAUCUUUUGUUUUUUUUUCAGUGUAACUUGAAAACUGUGUCACUAAUAUGAACAAUGAACAUGAAUACACAGACAUGAUGCUGACAUCAUCUUCAGUGUUAGGUUGUCUGAGAGGAAAUGAUUAUACGAUUCAGGAGUGACUGGCGUAAUUCACCAGCUGUUGUAUGAAUGUCAACCAACGCCUUAAAAUUGCUUUCAGUGUAAAGUUUGUCAUUAUCAUUAUUGGAAGUUAUUUUAAUAAUAUUUUGAGAUAUAUGAGAAUAAUUUAUAAGCAUUAAAGAUAUAUGUUGAUUUAAUUCAUCUCAUGUUUAUUUCUUUUAUAUUUUCUUAUACCGAUGCUGCAACAAAUGUAACUGAUUUUGAGAAAGAAAAGUUUCUGUUUUAAAUAGAUUCUAAACUUUCUGUUGUAACUUUAAAAGAACUGAACAUGAUCUGGUUUGAAGUGUAAUGUCCAUCUCUGCUGGAGCAAACAAGCACAAUGUCAUCUAUUCCUUAACCUACUGUACUAAUUACUUUUUGAAGGAAUUACUUAAGUCUAUAAAAUGUCAUAAAAGAAUAAAUAUAUUUAAAGUGA